GACAUGCCUUACCUGGACAGACAAAAUCGGACCUGUGGAUUCCUGGAUAUUGAGGAAAAUGAGAACAGUGAUAAGUUUUAUCGGCGUUAUUUUAUCUUGGAUACUCAUGAGAAUUUUCUCCUCUGGUAUAUGGACAAUCCACAGAACUUACCUCCGGGAACAAAGUUUGUUGGAAGUUUACGACUCCGUUACAUUUCAAAGGUUAAUGAAGCAUCAGUAAAGCAGAAACCAAAAGCAGAAUUCUGCUUUGUAAUAAAUGCUUUGUCCAGACGGUACUUUAUGCAGGCCAAUGAUGCUAUGGACUUGAAGGAAUGGGUCACUGCUCUGAAUAAUGCCACCAAAAUUACAGUUCCAAAAGCAUCACCAGUGACCCAAAGCUCUGAUGCCACAAAUGUUUCAAACCCAAGUCAGUCAACAUCUCGACAGGCGUAUAAAACAGAAAUUGUGGGAGGUGUGGUUGUGCACACGCCAGUCCAGCAGAGCGAUAAUGAGGACGUCUUCACGAGUGAACUAGGGUCACACGUCACUUUAAGGAGAUGUCAGAGUGUGCGUCCAAAUGUCAUGAGGUCUGGCUACUGUGUCAAGCAAGGCAAUGUGAGGAAAAGCUGGAAGAGGAGGUUUUUUAUUCUAGAUAACCAAACUGUGAGCUACUAUAAAUCUGAAAUGGAUAAGGAACCAUUACGUAGUAUUCGAUUGCAGGAUGUGCUGAAAGUUAACGAGUGUCUUGUGAAAUCAGGGUGAGAAUG
This is a messenger RNA of Sinocyclocheilus anshuiensis, 746 nucleotides long. Its product is annotated as pleckstrin homology domain-containing family A member 2-like. Lineage: Eukaryota; Metazoa; Chordata; Actinopteri; Cypriniformes; Cyprinidae. Bases 4 to 741 code for a protein of 245 amino acids. The record is from RefSeq and is a predicted model, not a curated record. The transcript is spliced from 8 exons.